This is a messenger RNA of Vespula pensylvanica (western yellowjacket), 1611 nucleotides long. It is a transcript of the gene PIG-F, whose product is annotated as phosphatidylinositol-glycan biosynthesis class F protein. Lineage: Eukaryota; Metazoa; Arthropoda; Insecta; Hymenoptera; Vespidae. The transcript is spliced from 2 exons. The coding region runs from base 159 to 848 and encodes 229 amino acids. Gene Ontology annotation, biological process: GPI anchor biosynthetic process. The record is from RefSeq and is a predicted model, not a curated record. Gene Ontology annotation, cellular component: endoplasmic reticulum membrane.
UCUGUAAAAUUGUCAUCUUACUUACAUAAAUAUAACUAAAGCUAGUUAUUCUGAGAUAAACAUACAUAUAAUCACAUUUUUAAUUUCCCAUACAUAGUUGUAUUUAUUAAAGGUGACAUAUUUAAACACAUAUAUUUUGGCGAGUUAACAAUAGAAAUAUGAUCAGUGGGAACAAACCAGCACAAAAAUUAUUGUUUAUUUGUUCAUCGUUUACUUGCAUUUAUUUUCCAGGCAUAUUAAUAUUAUUGAAAAUUAAUGGAACAUUGUAUAAUGUUGGCUCGUACAAAUUUAUUCCUAUAUUAUUGAUAUUGAUGUUUGCUGAAGUGAUAAAAGUAAUCUUCUCUUUGUUACAAAGAGAACCAGUGCUUAUUACCAAGAUAGAAACUAAAACAUCAAAAAGUAAAAGAUCAAGGAUAAAAUAUAUUAAAGAAGGUUUUAAAUUUGUUAUCACAGGCAUUAUAUUGUCAAUCAUUUAUUAUUUCCUUAUUAUUAUAUUCGGUGCGCCAGUUUUUAAUCAGCAAGAAGAAACCACCAUGCUUACAAUAAUAUUAACGUGUUUAACAUUUGUUCCUGCUAGUUUACAUUUAGGAGUAAAUACAACGGUCAAUAUUUUAAUAGGAGCAGAAACACAAAAAGAGAAUGUACUUAUCAAUGCUGCUAAAAUUGUUAUAAAAACUACAUUUUUGGGUACUUGGUUAGGUGCUAUUGUAAUUCCAUUAGAUUGGGAUAGACCGUGGCAAGUAUGGCCUAUCCCUUGCGUAAUGGGUGCUCUUCUUGGUUAUACAAUUGCACAUUUUAUCAUUGUUUUUAAGACUCUACCUACAUUGAAACAAAGUAAAAAGUUUUAAAUAACUCCGUAUGUUUAUCGACUCUAACAAAAUUAUGUAUUAAACUAGAAGCAAGAGGUACAUUUAUAUUUGUUAUAACAAGUACAAAUGUAUUUAUGUAAAUAUUAUUAUAAGUUGCAUUUAUAGAAAUAAUGUAAGAUAUCAUACCAUCCCACCUAUUCUUGUAGUAUAAUCAUUUAAUACAAUCAAUCAUCUAACAACACCCUUCAUGUAUUUUAUUAUUUUAUCAUAUAUGUUUACAAAUAUGUAUAUAUAAUAAUCAUUAUAUAAAGAACGAAAGAAGAGGAAGAGAAAAAAAAAAAAGAAGAAAAUGCACCACAAUCUUAUGUUUAACUGAUUUUUAUUAGUGAAAAAGCUUCCGUUAACCGACUGAUUACAUUCACUUUAUACAACAAAUACGUAGUUCCGUAACGUUAAUUACGGUUUGACGGGUGUUAAGUGUUCGGCAUGUAUCAAUGAAUAUCAUAGAUAUUACACGAUUUUAACGCGUGAGUAAAGAACGAAAUGUCUUUUCCUUCAUAUGGGUAUAUAUGUAUGAUCAAUCGUGUUUCGUGUAUAUAUAUAUGUAUGUGCGCGUGAUGUAUGUGUGUAUAUGUGUACCCAUUUAUCAGCCGCGCGUGUAUUGGUGGGUGCUUACAUACGUGCAUGCACGAGAAGAGAUAUCCUUACCAAAAAAUGAAAUAAUGCUAUGAGAAAGACGAUUUAACGAUCGUCCAACUUGUAUUUUGACUAUCGUCUACAAUAAGACUAACAUCGUCUUUUA